CAGAUCAGAACUGCUGCUGCAUGCCUCAGAGCUCCAGUCCCGAACCAGAACCAGAACCAGAACCAGAACCAGAGCGCCAUGCUGCGUGUGCGAUGCCUGAGAGGAGGGAGCCGCGGAGCAGAAGCCGCUCAUCUGAUCGGUGCUAUGGUGGGUCGCGCGGUGUCGGGAUGGGUGUCGCGCGCGGUCCGCAGCACCUCGAGUUCCGCCGCCGCGCUCCCGCUCACCGCGGACGAGCCGGUUACCGAGCACACGCCCGAGGACUGCCCCGUGUGCGCACACAACGAGUGGGACCCGCUCGAGGAGGUGAUCGUAGGGAGAGCCGAGAACGCCUGCGUCCCCCCGUUCACCGUGGAGGUCAAGGCCAACACCUAUGAGAAAUACUGGCCCUUCUACCAGCAGUUCGGGGGACAGACAUUCCCGAAGGACCACGUGAAGAAAGCAGUCUCUGAAAUCGAGGAAAUGUGCAAUAUUCUGCAGCAUGAGGGAGUUACAGUGAGACGACCGGAACCCAUCGACUGGUCAGUGGAAUAUAAAACCCCUGACUUCACCUCCACCGGUGAGAGCGAUUACCCCAUCCGCACCGUGGAGGACAGACAUAAGCUGGCCGCUCAGGGGAAGUUUGUCACCACAGAGUACGAGCCGUGUUUCGACGCUGCAGACUUCAUCAGGGCCGGCACUGAUAUCUUUGUACAGAGGAGUCAGGUUACAAACUUCAUGGGCAUCGAGUGGAUGAGACGUCACCUCGCUCCCACCUACAAGAUCCACAUCAUCUCCUUCAAAGACCCCAACCCCAUGCACAUCGACGCCACCUUUAACAUCAUCGGCCCGGGGCUGGUGCUGUCGAACCCGGAUCGGCCCUGCAGGCAGGAUUACCCCAUCCGCACCGUGGAGGACAGACAUAAGCUGGCCGCUCAGGGGAAGUUUGUCACCACAGAGUCCGAGCCGUGUUUCGACGCUGCAGACUUCAUCAGGGCCGGCACUGAUAUCUUUGUACAGAGGAGUCAGGUUACAAACUUCAUGGGCAUCGAGUGGAUGAGACGUCACCUCGCUCCCACCUACAAGAUCCACAUCAUCUCCUUCAAAGACCCCAACCCCAUGCACAUCGACGCCACCUUUAACAUCAUCGGCCCGGGGCUGGUGCUGUCGAACCCGGAUCGGCCCUGCAGGCAGAUCGAGAUGUUCAAGAAGGCCGGCUGGACUGUGGUGACUCCUCCAGCUCCUCUUAUUCCAGACAAUCAUCCGCUGUGGAUGUCGUCCAAAUGGCUCUCGAUGAACGUGCUGAUGCUGGAUGAGAAGCGUGUGAUGGUGGACGCUAACGAGACGAACAUACAGAAGAUGUUUGAAAGUCUGGGUAUUCAGACCAUUCGAGUCAGCAUCCGGCACGCUAACUCGCUGGGAGGAGGCUUUCACUGCUGGACGACGGAUGUGCGCCGCCGUGGGACGCUCCAGUCGUACUUCCUCUAGCCUGCCAGAGACACGCAGUCCUUAUUGAGCUCAGAUCAGCAUGCUUUGAUCGCGCUGUGCAUGUCAGGGCUUUUGCAAACGCCACAGAUGAACGUGAUGAGUACAAACCUCAGUGAUCUCAGUAACGACUGCAUCUCUGGCCGGCUGUUGUAGGAAUGACUGAAGCAGACAGAGCCCCCCCCACACACACACACACCACCACGCCACCACGACCACAGAAGAAGAGUUUCUACCUCCUGUUUACCAAAACCACAAAAAAACAUAGCGUAUUUUGAAUUGUAAUGACUUCUUAUAUAAUGCAUUUUAAUUAUAGAUCUUUUUUUUACCCUACAUGUGAUGUGCCAAGUGUUGAUUUGUAAACUCAGGUAUUUUUGUAGCCAUACUUUGUAAGCAUUUCAUAGAAAUGUAAAUAUCUAUAUGCAUUUUAGUGGCAUAUACUUUCCCUUCACAAGAGUGUUGUCUAGCCUCUGCCUCUGAUGUCGUUCUCUAUAGCAGGAGCCAGGAACGUUUGGCUGAUUAUUCGCGCUGCGCUUGUGCUGUGCUUCUCUAGUUUAACUUGUUGGGUGCGAUGGUCCUGUGUCAGGUCAAACCAGUCUAAUAAAGAUACACUUGGAAACCAG
Sinocyclocheilus rhinocerous is the source of this 2084-nucleotide messenger RNA. Its product is annotated as glycine amidinotransferase, mitochondrial-like. The record is from RefSeq and is a predicted model, not a curated record. NCBI's taxonomy places the organism in Eukaryota, Metazoa, Chordata, Actinopteri, Cypriniformes, Cyprinidae. Gene Ontology annotation, molecular function: glycine amidinotransferase activity. The transcript is spliced from 10 exons. Gene Ontology annotation, cellular component: mitochondrial intermembrane space. The coding region runs from base 79 to 1464 and encodes 461 amino acids. Gene Ontology annotation, biological process: creatine biosynthetic process.